UACCCUUUCAAAACCACAAGGCCACCACAAACUCAUCACCGCACCAAAAGCAAAACCACACAAAUAAUCCAUCUGACUAAAUUUCUUCCAAGUGAAAAAAGAGGAGAGAUGGAGUCAAUGAAGAUGAAGCUUAUGGUGGUGUUGACGGUGGCUAUUGUGGCUUUCUCAGCCGUAGGAAAGGUGGCGGCUCAGACAGCAGAGUCUCCAGCUCCAAGUCCUACUUCCGAUGCUGCAGCGAUGUUUGUCCCAGCAUUGUUUGCAUCUGUUGCUGCUUUGGCAUCUGGGUUUCUCUUUUAAACCAAUCUCUACAUACCAUAGGGUUUGUGGCUUCUUUUGCCUUUACCUCUGUUUAUUAUUUUUUUAUCGCAUGAGUUUUUUGUUGUUGCUUCUAAUAUUUGGACUACUUUAUAUUACAUUUUUUUUAAUUUAAACUUUGGAUACUAAUGAAAUUGCAUGAGAGUGUUUCCGUUUA
Molecule: messenger RNA, 472 nt
Organism: Brassica rapa (field mustard)
Lineage: Eukaryota; Viridiplantae; Streptophyta; Magnoliopsida; Brassicales; Brassicaceae
Product: arabinogalactan protein 12
Source: RefSeq, a predicted model, not a curated record